Diaporthe amygdali is the source of this 285-nucleotide messenger RNA. RefSeq lists its product as uncharacterized. The coding region runs from base 1 to 285 and encodes 94 amino acids. The transcript has a single exon. Lineage: Eukaryota; Fungi; Ascomycota; Sordariomycetes; Diaporthales; Diaporthaceae. The record is from RefSeq and is a predicted model, not a curated record.
AUGCAGCCCGCAUCGAAUGGGGAAGGUGGACAGGGAAAUCAGGAUCUGCAUUUUGAACAUGCACAACGCCUCAGCAAGUCGAGCCCUCUCGAUCUCUUUUCACCGAGCAUCAACGGCGCCAGGAUUAGCCAUCCCGGAGCGACAGAGCCACCGAUCGACACCGACUCGCGUGUCUCCAUUCCGUACAAGCAUUCAGACAAAACUAUCAACAUCCAAAAUCUUGUCAAUCGCUCCAUUCAGAAUCGUGUUACACAAGGCGACAAGAUCUUCAUUCUGGUAGCUUGA